This is a messenger RNA of Anopheles maculipalpis, 5090 nucleotides long. RefSeq names its product aminopeptidase N-like. Gene Ontology annotation, biological process: peptide catabolic process; proteolysis. NCBI's taxonomy places the organism in Eukaryota, Metazoa, Arthropoda, Insecta, Diptera, Culicidae. Gene Ontology annotation, molecular function: zinc ion binding; metalloaminopeptidase activity; peptide binding. The transcript has 11 exons. Bases 24 to 5090 code for a protein of 1688 amino acids. The record is from RefSeq and is a predicted model, not a curated record. Gene Ontology annotation, cellular component: cytoplasm.
CAGGUGCAUCGUAUAAGGUGCAUAUGGAAUUUAUUGGUCAAAUCAAAAUCGACUUUUUCAAAGGAAUUUACCGUAGCAGUUAUCGUGUGGGAGGUGUAACUAAAUACCUAGCAACUACAUUCCUGGCCGCUACAUAUGCCCGUACCGUGUUUCCCUGUUACGAUGAACCAGGCUACAAGGCAAGAUUUAAUGUCAAAAUUCGACAUCUAUCACAUCAUACGGCUUUGUCGAAUAUGCCAGUUACAAACAGCUUGCAGUUUGAUGGGUACAGUGAAACCACUUUCGAUACCACACCCCUCAUGUCCACCUACUUGGUGGCAUUUGUCGUGUCAGAGAUGAAAACACUAUCUUCCGAUCAGGAACUUUUCCGAGUAUUUGCACCGGAAAACAAGGUAAACGAUACCAUUUACGCUCAUGAUUUUGCGGUACGAGCAGUGAGAGCUCUGGAAACACAUUUCGGUCGACAGAACCAAAUGCCAAAGAUAGAUCUUGUUGGCAUUCCUGAUUUUGCGAUGGGCGCCAUGGAAAACUGGGGUCUGAUAACGUUUCGCGAGGAUUAUUUAAUCUACGAAGGUGAAGAAGAAACAAUGGCUUCCGCUAAACAAAGGAUAGCUUCUGUCAUUACACACGAGCUGGUGCACAUGUGGUUCGGCAACGAGGUUACACCGGAAUGGUGGACUUAUGUUUGGUUGAAUGAGGGAUUCGCUAAUUAUUUUGAGUUCUACAUUACAGCGCAGCUCGAGCCGUCAUGGAAGUUCUGGGAACAAUUUAUUGUGAGUGAGGUACAUUCGGCACUAGCGAAAGAUUGCCAUAGUUCAGCUCGGCAGAUGAACUACUAUGCAACAGAUCCAGCAAUCUUGAAUGAGUUGUACGAUUAUGUGGUGUAUGCAAAGAGUGCGUCGGUCAUACGGAUGAUACAAAACGUGAUCGGGUUCGAUACAUUCCGACAGGCCAUCAAUGAUUAUCUACGAUCACGAAGCUAUCUCACUACCAGACCGGAAUAUCUAUACACAAGCAUUGAAAAGUUUCGCACAGUCAAUCUUCCUGGUAGUGUAGAAGAGAUCUUCGAAAGUUGGGCCAACGCUCCAGGCUAUCCCGUCGUAACGGUGAUCGUCGAUCGCACCCAGCGCACACUAACGGCAUCCCAGAAGCGCUUUUGGAUGCCAAACGAAGUAGAUACUCCGCCGGAAAAUAAGCUUUUCUACAUUCCGUUGAACUAUGCAUCCAGUGUUUCCUCCUCGAACAGUUUCGAUGAUACAACUCCCUCUUUCUGGUUGACUCCGUCGGAUCCUACCACGACCAUUUCCAUUGAGACGGGUAUCGAGUGGCUUGUUGUGAACAAACAGCAGACAGGAUACUAUCGUGUGAAUUACGACGAAGAGAGCUGGCACAAGUUGAUCGCAGUGUUGAAUAGCGAUCGUUUUGAUGAGCUUGUACCAGUCAUAAAUCGGGCCCAGCUAGUGGACGAUGUAGCGAAUCUAGCUCGAGCCGGAGAGGUGGGUUACGAUGUGGCACUGUCACUGAUGCAAUAUCUCGAACGAGAAACGGAGUACGUUCCAUGGAGCACAGCUCACAAUGCGUUGUUGCAUCUUGAUCAGAUGUUUUCUAGUAAUAAGGAAUAUAUUCGCUUUGAAAGCUUCGGCCGCUCUAUAACCUCGCACGUGUUCAACAAUACAAUGACUUCUGAAGGAACCCAUCUGAAUCGGUUGCAUCGUAACAAGUCUGUCUACUUAGCGUGUUAUUUUGGUGUAUCGGCGUGUUUAAAUUUGGCAACAGACACGGUAGAGGCAGCACUUCGCGAGGAAACGCUGACCAUACCCAAAGAGUUGCAAUCAGCAGUGUUUUGUGCAUUACACAAGCAUGAUUUACCCAUCGAAGGAGAUUAUGGUGUAGAGCUUUUCCAAAAGUUUUGGCAAGCCACUGAUCAAUACCAACAUUUGAUCGAUAUGUUCAUCGGCGGUUUGGGGUGUUCCCGUAAUCUCACAAUGAAUGAGUUCUACCUGCAAAUAAUUGAAAUAGAUACACCCGCCCUUUCGAUCACAAAGAGCAUGAAGCGUGGCAUUCUGACGAGCCUGAUUAAAGGUAAUCCCAUAACGCGAGACUCUGCGUUCCGCUACAUUAAAUCACGGUUUGAUGCAGUUUCUGCUAUGUUGGAUCACCAGAUGGGGCCAGUGUUUGAUGCUUUCGGUACUAGUAUCAACACUCUUUCAGAAUACAAUAUGAUGUACCGCGCAGCGCUGUGCGUAGUGGCCUUUUGCCUGCCGUUGAGCUUCGGUUCAGCUCCUGUAGACGUGGAAAAGCUUUCAACUUCCCGUGAUUCCCAAGAUGACAGUCGCUACCUGUUGCCAAGAGUGUCGGAACCCAUUUCUUACGAUCUGUUCCUUGACAUCACCAAUUACUACUUUUAUUCAUAUUCCGGAAGCGUCGAGAUUCAGUUUCGUUACACCGGCGAUCAGAACCAUUUCUAUCUAAACAACGAUGGACUAGUGAUUGAUGAAAGCAGCAUCAAAGUGACGCGUCCUGACGGUUCCGAUCUGCCAGUUGCCAACGUGCUCUAUAUGGAACAAUUUGAACAAAUUUAUUUUGGAUUUUCCGAGCGACUUCAAACUGGAGAGCUCUAUAAGAUUCAAAUUAAUUUUCUCAACAGUAUAGGAACCGAGUUGAAGGGACUGUACAGAAGCAGUUACGUCAUUGGUAACACAACUAGGUAUCUAGCAACUACUCAUUUUGAAUCCACAUACGCUCGGAGUGUAUUUCCAUGCUACGAUGAACCAGAGUACAAGGCUACAUUCAAUUUGAGAAUAAGACAUCGUUCCGAAUAUACUGCUUUAUCCAAUAUGCCGGUUAUAAACAGUGCGACUGUUGGUGAUUAUACGGAAACAACAUUUGACACUACUCCUCAAAUGUCUACAUACUUGGUGGCGUUUGUCAUCUCCGAUUUUAAAACGAUAUCGCAAGAGACGGAUCGAUUCAGAAUUUUCGCGGCAGAACACAAGGUAGCUCACACGGAGUACGCGUUGGAGUUUCUUGGAAAGUCUUUGCGUACCUUGGAAACAUUAUUCGGUCACCAAUAUCAGCUGCCAAAGGUGGAUCUCAUCGCCAUACCAGAUUUCGCGAUGGGUGCCAUGGAGAACUGGGGCCUGAUAACGUUCCGAGAGCAGUAUUUAAUUUACGAAGAAGGUGUUACAACGGCCCGAACAAAACAAAACAUUGCUGAUCUAAUCACGCAUGAGCUAACGCACAUGUGGUUUGGCAACGAGGUUACUCCGGAAUGGUGGACAUACCUGUGGUUAAGCGAGGGUUUUGCUAGAUACUUCGAAUAUUACGUCACAUCGCAGCUUGAACCCAGCUGGAAUCUUUGGGAACAGUUCAUCGUGAACAAUGUGCAUUCAGCGCUUUCUCAAGAUUGUUUCGCUAAUAAUCGAAUGAUGAGCUAUUAUGCUACGGAUCCUGCUGUACUGAACGAUCUAUUUGAUUACGUUGUGUAUGCAAAGAGUGCUUCAGUCAUACGGAUGAUACAAAACGUGAUCGGGUUCGAUACAUUCCGACAGGCCAUCAAUGAUUAUCUACGAUCACGAAGCUAUCUCACUACCAGACCGGAAUAUCUAUACACAAGCAUUGAAAAGUUUCGCACAGUCAAUCUUCCUGGUAGUGUAGAAGAGAUCUUCGAAAGUUGGGCCAACGCUCCAGGCUAUCCCGUCGUAACGGUGAUCGUCGAUCGCACCCAGCGCACACUAACGGCAUCCCAGAAGCGCUUUUGGAUGCCAAACGAAGUAGAUACUCCGCCGGAAAAUAAGCUUUUCUACAUUCCGUUAAACUAUGCAUCCAGUGUUUCCUCCUCGAACAGUUUCGAUGAUACAACUCCCUCAUUCUGGUUGACUCCGUCGGAUCCUACCACGACCAUUUCCAUUGAGACGGGUAUCGAGUGGCUUGUUGUGAACAUACAGCAGACAGGAUACUAUCGUGUGAAUUACGACGAAGAGAGCUGGCACAAGUUGAUCGCAGUGUUGAAUAGCGAUCGUUUUGAUGAGCUUGUUCCAGUCAUAAAUCGGGCCCAGCUAGUGGACGAUGUAGCGAAUCUAGCUCGAGCCGGAGAGGUAAGUUACGAUGUGGCACUGUCACUGAUGCAAUAUCUCGAACGAGAAACGGAGUACAUUCCAUGGAGCACAGCUUACAAUGCAUUGUUGUACCUAGAUAGAAUGUACUCUGGAGCAAUGCAGUAUGAACGAUUGGAAAGUUUCAUACGUUCAAUUACUGGAUGUAUGUAUGAAAACAUCUUGCUCACUGGGCCGAUGGAUCAUAUUAGUAGACUUCAUCGUGGUAACACCGUUUACCUCGCAUGCUAUUCCGGGGUGCAAAAGUGUUUGGAGGAUGCAAACGCUCUAGCCACGAAAGCAGUUGAAGAUCCUACAUACACCAUCCCCGAGGAAGUGCAACCGGCAGUAUUUUGCGCGCUUCAUAAGUAUCCCGUGGCAACACUUAACGUGCAGACUGAUUUGUUCGAACAAUAUAUUCAAUCCGCCAAGAACUCUCAGCAGCUGGAGAUGAUUAAUCGGUUCCUCACCAGCGUUGGGUGUGCUCGGAAUGAAACCACCUUAGAGUACUACUUAGCGUUGACGUCGUACAACUACCCAGGGCUUCCAAUCACUGCUGACCAAAGGAAUCAAAUCUACCUCGGUCUAAUCAAUGGUAGCCCAACAACGCGCUUGACCGCAUUACGCUACAUGCACCAACAUUUUUCUACCGUCACGUACUUGCUGACCUCCGUAACCUCGAUCUUCACAGAAUUGGGUAAUCGCAUUAAUACUCGAUUACAGUACGAAGUGCUGCAAAAUAUCGUGGACGAGUAUGGAGCUUCAUUGUCAACCUCAGCAAAAGCGGCUGCAGAUGCAGCUCUUGUACGAGCGGACCAAAACAUUCAGUGGAUUGAAAAGCACGCGGAACAUAUAACGUCCUGGCUGGUGGAGAAAGAAUAUGAGGGAACGACCGUGAAACCUCCUGGUGGCGGAACGGUCGUUCAUUCCAUCGCUAUGUUAGCUGCAUUCGGGAGUGUGUUAAUCCUGCUGAUGUCAAAUUCAAUACUACUUUGA